Molecule: messenger RNA, 339 nt
Organism: Miscanthus lutarioriparius
Lineage: Eukaryota; Viridiplantae; Streptophyta; Magnoliopsida; Poales; Poaceae
Source: the annotation of a GenBank genome assembly
AUGGGAGGCAAAUGCCCGCACCGCAAGGUCAAGAAGCGCCGCCUCUCGCACAAGACGGCUCGCCGCGGCAAGUUCCUCCUCAAGGCCGACGAUGCCGUCUACGACGAGCUCGUCAAGCUGGCCGACCAGGGCAAGGACGCUGAAGCCAAGGAGCUCCCCGUCGAUGAGGACCUCCCAGGCAUGGGACAGUUCUACUGCCUCCACUGCGAGUAUGAUGUCCCCCUCUCCUCUCCUUCCUGUCCCUUCCUUCCACCGUUCUGCUAUUUCGUAUCCUCUGCUAGGUAUGUGCCCGUACGUUGCUACGGGCAAAAAAUCCAUGCCAUAUGUAUUUCUCAAUGA